CUAGCAUUUAGUAAACAUCCAAAAUAAUUCGAUACCACCUUCAAUCUAUUUAACAUUAUUAAUUAAAAUAAAAAUACCAUUAAACCUUUAAUUGUUUAAAUUCGUCAUCAGACGAUAACAUUCGUGAUAAAAAUUAUAGUGAAAACAAAUGCUUAGAUAUGUUCCACAUUCCACAAUACGUACUUGAAAAAUUACGAUGUUCUAUAUGUGGCAGUUAUCUCAGUUCCAAACCUUUAAUGGUACGGGUAGAAGACCAGCAAGUAUGUGGAAAGUGUUAUAAGUUAUUACCAACUGAAGAAAAAGAAAAAUGUGUCAGACAAAUUGGGUUAGAAAGUAUAGCCGAAAUUAUUCAGUUUCCAUGUAGAUAUAAUACACAAGGCUGUAGUCAUACUUUUAAUUGGUGCGAUGAAAAAGAGCAUGAAGCAACCUGCCCCUACCGAAGCCUAAUCAGUUUUUCCAGUGAAAGAGCAAGGUAUUCUAAUCUUGACAGUAUUAAUACAUUUUUACAUAAUGAUAACGAAAUUAUCUGUGAGUCAGAUCAAAUAAAAGCCAUUUUAUUAUAUGACAUUAAAGAAAAUACAUACACCAACGAAGCAAAAUGUUUAAAAUACUCAUUAAAUAUAAAAGGUAAUUGUGACCAUACUAUAACUAUUAAAAAUAAUAACACUAAUGAAGCAACUGGAGAUGUUGAAAUCAGAAUGAACGGAAAUAUUUUCCUAGGAAAGCGACCCGAAGUAGUCUACUCAGACAUUAAAGUGAAACCAAUAGAACACAACAUUUAUGAAACAUUGACAGAUUAUGAUUUAAGAGAUAAAAAGUGCACAAACUGUGGAAAUCACAACGUAAAAAACCACUGUCUUCUAGGUCACAGCUCUUGUAAUAAAUGUCAAGGAAACGUUUGCGUGGAGUGUGUAAAAUUACUAGAAAAGGAUUCGAAAACUUUAUGCAAGAAUUAUCCAAAAGGCUGCAGAGAAACUUUACAAUUCGAUAAUGCUCACAGACAUGAAGUCAACUGUCAAUAUAACGAUUUUAAAUGUAUUUUGGAUCCUUGUAACGUCAUUACAACUUUACCCAACUUCAAGGAACAUAUCAAAAAUGAUCACUCGUCUGAAAUAUUUUUAACUAACGAGAUCAAUAAAAAAUUUGUUAACAAAGAUGAAACGAUUGUAAUUUUUUAUUACGGAAGCAUUUUUAAGUGCGUUUACUUUUAUUACAAGACUUUUGUGGAGUUUUAUGUGACGUUCGUUGGUUCUAGUGACGAGGCUGUGAACUAUUUUUUUGAAAUUACCAUCAAUUUAAAUGGAAGUUUGAUUACUAAGCGAUCAAAAUGUUCCAAUUGGAAUGACGUAAUGUUAGAAAAAGGUAUAACUUUUGAUAGAGUUGAGUUGUUAGGAGACCAUGAGAAGAAGUUAAAUAUUCAAGUAAAUUUAAAAAUUUUAAAUAAGAAAUAAAUGUGUGCUUUAUAAAGAUAAUUAUUUUAAUAUUGCUAGUUAAAAUUCUAUAUAGUUUUCGUUAUAAGCGACA
Psylliodes chrysocephalus is the source of this 1524-nucleotide messenger RNA. NCBI's taxonomy places the organism in Eukaryota, Metazoa, Arthropoda, Insecta, Coleoptera, Chrysomelidae. The record is from the annotation of a GenBank genome assembly.